CAAAAGGAACUAAAGAGCAGAAAACUGAUUUUAAAAAAAAGCCUCCUGAGGUCGCUGAUCCAUUUACAAGAAAGUCAACUCACAUCACGGCUGCUAUUAAUAAGUUUUUUCCUGGGUGUAAACCAACUCAAAUAACAGUUUAAAACAGGAUAUAGAAAGUGAAAGUGUGCAUACCUUCCUCUAAAAACUCCCCUCGCAGCUCAACAGCGUUAAACACAGCUGAAGGAAGUCAGAGAGAGAAGUCGUGGAAGAACUCUCAGAGAGUGAUACUGACACCAGCAUGCCGUACCAGUGGGCUGAGGAUGAUGGUGGUCUGCCCUAUGGCGUCACUCAACUUGGUCUCUCUCAGCCGGUCAGUGGUAAAAGGUACGUCAUGUACCACGGCACCACCAGGCAGGCUGCUCGGUUCAUCCAGGCCACAGGUUUUUGUCAGUCUACGGAUGGGAUGCUCGGCCCUGGAGUCUACCUCAGCAGAGACCUGGAUAAAGCCAGCCGCUAUCCCAUCAGACAUCCUGAGUCUGACAAGGUAGUCAUUAAGGUCGUGGUCAAUGUGGGGAGAGUGAUCGCCAUCAAUCGUCAGGGCCACCCACGCCAGAAAACCUGGCAUGACUCCAGAUAUGGGGAGGUGUUUGACACCGCGUGGGUGCCACCAAAUUGUGGAAUGGUGCCAAGCGGUUUGGAGGAGGAUUGCGUCUGGGAUCCCAGUCGAAUCGAGAUCAUCAAAAUCAUCCAGCCAAUCCAGACAUCCAACACCCCAACUGAAGGUGGUGGACUGGCUGCGGUGGCUACUGCAGUCUUUGGCGUUGCUGCAAUCUUAUUGUUUGCAGCUUUAGGUAGAAAUGACAGUAAUCCAGACAUCAUCAUGCAGUGGGCUGAAAAUGACUUUGACCUGCCCCCUGGGGUCGUUCGACUCGGUCUCUCUGCGCCAGUUAAUGGUAAAAAGUAUGUCAUGUACCACGGCACCACCAGUGAGGCUGCUCGGUCCAUCAUGGCCAAAGGUUUUCAGCAGUCUUCAGGUGGGAUGCUCGGGCCCGGCGUCUACCUCAGCAGAGACCUGGAGAAAGCUAGACGCUAUCCCAUCGAUCAUCCUGAGCAUGACAGGGUCGUCAUUAAGGUUGUGGUCAAUGUGGGCAAAGUGAUCGCCAUCAAUUAUCAGGGCCACCCACGUCAGAUGACCUGGCAUGAUUCCAGAUAUGGCGAGAUGUAUGACACCGCCUGGGUGCCACCAAAUUGUGGAAUGGUGAAAAGUGGUUUGGAGGAGGAUUGUGUCUGGGAUCCCAGUCGAAUCAAGAUCAUUAGUGCCAUCAAACCAAGUGCCAUGCCAUCCCCGUACCCAGCCCAACCCUUCGGUGGAUGGGGUGCACAAGGCUACAUUGACAGUAAUCCAGACAUCAUCAUGCAGUGGGCUGAAAAUGACUUUGAGCUGCCCCCUGGGGUCGUUCGACUCGGUCUCUCUGCGCCAGUUAAUGAUAAAAAGUACGUCAUGUACCACGGCACCACCAGUGAGGCUGCUCGGUCCAUCAUGGCCACAGGUUUUCAGCAGUCUUCAGGUGGGAUGCUCGGGCCCGGCGUCUACCUCAGCAGAGACCUGGAGAAAGCUAGACGCUAUCCCAUCGAUCAUCCUGAGUAUGACAGGGUCGUCAUUAAGGUUGUGGUCAAUGUGGGAAAAGUGAUCGCCAUCAAUAAACAAGGCCACCCACGCCAGAAAACCUGGCAUGAUUCCAGAUAUGGCGAGGUGUUUGACACCGCCUGGGUGCCACCAAAUUGUGGAAUGGUGCCAAGUGGUUUGGAGGAGGAUUGUGUCUGGGAUCCCAAUCGAAUCAAGAUCAUUAGUGCCAUCAAACCAAGUGCCAUGCCAUCCCCGUACCCAGCCCAACCCUUCGGUGGAUGGGGUGCACGAGGCUACAUGUGAGCUCUAAGAGAUGAUACCAAUUUUAUUUGAAUGGUCAAAUGUAUUUUUAUAUAUUUGUAUAAUGAAUCAAGACAUUGCAUUUUGUAUCACUGCCAAAUGUAACCCUUAAAAUAAAUUGGUUCCAUAAAAUCAG
Labrus bergylta (ballan wrasse) is the source of this 2045-nucleotide messenger RNA. The record is from RefSeq and is a predicted model, not a curated record. Lineage: Eukaryota; Metazoa; Chordata; Actinopteri; Labriformes; Labridae.